Molecule: messenger RNA, 1402 nt
Organism: Medicago truncatula (barrel medic)
Lineage: Eukaryota; Viridiplantae; Streptophyta; Magnoliopsida; Fabales; Fabaceae
Exons: 7
Coding region: 188-1156 (322 amino acids)
Source: RefSeq, a predicted model, not a curated record
AGUUCAGUUGAGUGUGACCAGCGACCAAAACAAAGCAAAAUCAAUAUUCUUAGAAUAACAAAAGGAGAUCAUUAACUGAAUUUUGAGGUUGCUUGAAUUGCUCAAUCUCAUAUAAAAAUUCGGUGUUGUGUCUUUUUGCAGUUAAAUAAAAGAGAGAGUGUGGUCGAAUGAAGAUAGUGAGAGAGACAUGGCCAGAGGGAAGUACCUUUGUUCCUUCAACAACACUACUCUCUUUCUUUGCCUUUUCAACAUUGCCAUUGUUGCUCUCUUCGUUUUUCGCUCUCUUUAUUCUUCUCUUUCUAUCCACUUUGCAGAAGUUUCCAGUGAUGUCGUUGUAUCUUAUAGCCCGGAUCAGAUUCACAAAAUGGAAGAAUCGGUGCAUAUCCGCAUGGCAUAUAAACCGGUUGAGUUAAUUAAUUUGGUGAAGGUUUUAGAAGGGGAAUUUUUGAGAGAGAAUUUGGCGGUUGAGUUACCGCGAUAUUUGAAGCAGAAAAUAGUUGAUGAGAUUUUGCAUACGCUAAGGAGCUUGAAUUCAAGUAGCAUUAAUAUUGCUAAGGAACGAGAAGUUGUUGAAAGUUGGCGCAAGGAAAAACUUAAAGAGGUUAAGUUGGCUCAUGUGAAGGGGACCUCUAACUCAACCAUCCCUGGCGAAGAGGCUGGUCUGCUAGUAAGAGCUUUGGAGUCUGAUUGGGAUCUGCUGUGUGAAGAGGUUGGGCUUUGGAUACCAGCACAAAUAGUUAAUGAAGAACAUGAUGACAAACCUGAGGGUGCAGAGGAGUUUGAUGAGGAGAUUCUUCCUGGCAGACCCCUUCCACCUGAGUGCAAUGCAGAACAUCACACCGAUUAUGACGGUACUGCUGUAAGAUGGGGUCUUACUCACCACAAAGAUAGUGCAGCUGAUUGCUGCCAGGCUUGCUUGGAUCAUGCAAGACAUGCCAAAGAAGGUGUAAUGAAAUGCAAUAUUUGGGUUUAUUGCCCAAAUGAGUUUGGGUGUCAUUCUCCAGACAUCUAUGAACACAAACAUCGGGAAUGCUGGCUGAAAUAUGAUGAGAAACCUCAACUAAAUUUUAAAGACAAGUAUCCUGAAUCAUAUCGAAAUUCAUACCCAUCAGCACCAGUGGUUGUUCCAUGGGUCUCUGGAGUUGUCAGUUCAUGAGUUAAGUAACCAACAACGAAGGUAACAACAAAGGUAAUAGGCCAUGAUCAACCCAACCAGAGCUUCGAGCGUGUCAGGCACAUCCAUUCUCAUGAUUGGUGGUUAUACAUUCUAUUCUUCAACGUGCAGAUUUACAUUGACGGGGCAUUUCUCAUUAAUACUUUUAAAUUACCGUUAUUUUUCAAACACGGAUAUAUUAAAGAUAGGUCUUUCUUUACUUUGUUGCAUCUUGCACUCUAUUUAUUA